Molecule: messenger RNA, 960 nt
Organism: Polistes canadensis
Lineage: Eukaryota; Metazoa; Arthropoda; Insecta; Hymenoptera; Vespidae
Exons: 4
Coding region: 1-960 (319 amino acids)
Source: RefSeq, a predicted model, not a curated record
AUGGAGAAAAAUAAUUAUUGUGAUGAGAAUAUAGAUUUGAGUGAUACUGAAGAUGUGUUGGAUUUUCCAAUGUUAGAAGAUAUUGUGGAAGACAAUAUUGAUUAUAAUUCUGAAACUCCAAGUAGUGAUUCCGAAAUUAUACUACCAAAGAGACGACGAAUGGUAGUUAUUGAAAGUGAAAGCGAAGAAUCGCAGGAAGAAUUAGUUGAAUGGCGCGAUGUUACGGAAGAAUUAGGUAUUCCGGAUAGAAUAUAUUUUAAUGUAUCGCCAAAGGUCAUUGGACCACAAAUUACUGCAAGUGUUGUACAGCCGAUACAAUACUUUAAAUUAUUCUUCACAAAUGAACUGGCAAAGGAAAUUAUAAAAGAAACGAACAAGUACGCAGAAAAUGUUUUGAAGAAUAAAGAAAUAUCUCAUAAUUCUAUUUGGCAAACGUUGCGCGCGGUGGAAGAUGAAUUUUGGGCAUUUAUUGGAGUUAUCAUCAAUAUUGACUAUUUUGUACCUGGACAAAAUAUAUGCGUAGACGAAUCAGUUGUUAAAUUUAAAGGAAAGAUCAGUUUUAUCACCCACAAUCCCAAUAAGCCCACCAAGUGGGGCAUUCGAAUAUACGUUUUAGCAGACUCCGAAACUGGAUAUGUGUAUAUAGUAUUCUUCCAUACUAUGGAAAAUCACUCUGCAUCUCUACCAACAAUUAUUAGAGAUCAGGUACCUACCGCAAAAGGUUAUCAUAUGCAUACCGACAGGUAUUACACCAGUAUACCCUUGGCUCAAGAAUUGAGAAAAAUGAAAUGCCACUUGACCGGCACAAAACGUGAAAAUACGAUGAUCUUAGCUUGGAGGGAUAAAAGAAUAGUGACGUUAUUAAGUAACUGGCAUAAUGCUGGAAUGGUAGCAACUAAUAGAUUUAUUCGAGGUGGUACCAACGAAGAAAUUGAAAAGCCAAGUGUAGCAAUCGGAUAA